AUGGCCCCAACUAAAAAACAAAGAAAAUGCCGAUUCGGCAAAACCAAACAGCAAAAGUCAGAUAAAUUGAAGCGGGAAGCAAAAAGGAUGGAAGCUGCCUCAGAUCGAGAGGUCCGUAUGCUUUUCGAUCUCUCCAUGCCAACUGAGACAUUCAACGACAAGAAUUGCAGUUCACCAUCAGAUACAUGCAUGAAUGAGGUUUCGACCAAUCCAAAUAAUUCAGAGCCACAUAUGAUAGAGGCUAAGAGUCACUCUGAAACAAAAAUCAUUGGCGACGAAUUGGUCUUUUUUGGUGACACCGUCAAGAAUGAAGACUUUCAGCUUCAGGUAUUUGAUGCCAAUUUGCGCGAUUCCCUCAAUGAGAAAUCAUUGACUUCGAGUCCAGAAAGCGUGUUUUCCGACAAUAAUCGGGGAUCAAUCACUCCCGAGUGCUUGAUGGAUGACUUGUCAACAUCGCCUCUCUCAGAUCUGAGUCUGAGCAUUUUGCCUCCUGAUUAUGAUGACUUUUCCAAAGAAGUCAUUAAAAUUAUCGACUCUAUUGAUAUCGAUGAGGACAGCUGUUUGGAAAGUCUCAGGGUAGAAGGUCCUUUGAUUAUUCCAAGGGACGACAUCGAGGCUAUUCAAUGUAUUGACCCUGAACUCUAUGAGAUGGAUGUUGACCAAGAAGUUGCACAGUUGGCACACUUCAUCAAAUGUCCACCAAUUGAGCCCAUGAGUUGCCAACAACCUCUCAUCUUGCCUCCUAUGAACCAGGUUCAUCAUUUGCAAAUACCUCCAAUUCUGGACCCUUUGGGCAAUCAUCAUCAAGGGAAAAUCGUAGCUCAGUACGCUACCCACUGUUUCUGUCCUAGCUGCCCAUCUAGCUCUAGACAGAUUGGUUUACCAUUGGGCAAGACCCCCUCACCGUCAAAGGACAAGAGUAAUUUUAGAGUAUACUCAUAUACUCCAAAAUAUUUCGAAGAUAAGAGGAAUGAGGAAGCAAAGCAGACAAAGUUGAUAGAACUUCCUUCGGUUCUUGAUGAGCCAGGAGUUGUCAAAAUCACUAAGCCGGGCACUAGACGUGCUCGCAAUGUCAAGAAUAAGAUGGAGAGAGUACAUCAAUUCACGUAUGCGUUUAAGCCACCAAGUGAAUACAUGAUCAAGACCUGGCUGGCCAGGCACCAAUCCGACGAAACCACUUCAAAGAAGAAUGAUGACCUAACUGAGUUGCCUUCAAAAUUCUUAUUGACCACAUUUCCCGCUAUCAAAAGAUGGAUAAUAUUCAAGCAAAGAUACGCGCAAAUUGACCAGGCAACUAUCACCUCAGCAAGAGAAUGUUGUCAUUGUAACACUCUUUUUGACGAAAUCGAGAACUACAUGGCACACCUUGACAGACAUAACAUUAUACACGAAAGCUUCUGUGUUGAUGAUGACUGUCCCCUUGCAGUUAUUGGUUUUAGAACUAAGUGGGAGCUUAGACGCCAUAUUCGAAACGAUCAUUUGGACCAAUACGCGCCGUACUUGUCAAGUCAUAUGGAUGAAAUGCUUCAAAACGAUCUCACACGCAAGAUGCUCAAUAGCGUAUAUGUAUGCAAGUACGAAUGUUGUCGAAAGAUAUUUUAUCGUCUGGACUCUAUGGCAAGACACGAGAAACUGAGACAUUCGUGGAAGAAACUAUUGGCGGAUGCUUCUAAGGUGUCAAGCCAAAAGGAAGGUUACGCUAAGCAGAGAGCAGGCCUCAAAACGCCUGUUCUUGCGUCACCAGUAUAG
Messenger RNA from Australozyma saopauloensis, 1749 nucleotides. RefSeq names its product Rme1p (gene RME1). The transcript has a single exon. The coding region runs from base 1 to 1749 and encodes 582 amino acids. The record is from RefSeq and is a predicted model, not a curated record. Lineage: Eukaryota; Fungi; Ascomycota; Pichiomycetes; Serinales; Metschnikowiaceae.